CAGCUGUUCCAUCUGCCACCAUGAGGAACAUCUUUAAGAGGAACCAGGAGCCCAUUGUGGCUCCUGCCACCACCACUGCCACAAUGCCAGUCGGGCCUGCAGACAACUCCACUGAGAGUGGGGGUGCUGGAGAGAGCCAGGAGGACAUGUUUGCCAAGCUGAAGGAGAAGUUCUUUAAUGAGAUCAACAAGAUCCCCUUACCUCCCUGGGCCCUCAUCGCCAUCGCCGUGGUCGCCGGCCUCCUGCUUCUCACCUGCUGCUUCUGCAUCUGCAAGAAGUGCUGCUGCAAGAAGAAGAAGAACAAGAAGGAGAAGGGCAAAGGCAUGAAGAACGCCAUGAACAUGAAGGACAUGAAGGGGGGCCAGGAUGAUGAUGACGCAGAGACAGGCCUGACUGAGGGAGAAGGUGAAGGAGAGGAGGAAAAAGAGCCAGAGAACCUGGGCAAACUGCAGUUUUCCUUGGAUUAUGAUUUUCAGGCCAAUCAGCUCACCGUGGGCGUUCUGCAGGCUGCCGAACUGCCGGCCCUGGACAUGGGAGGCACGUCAGACCCAUAUGUCAAAGUCUUCCUCCUUCCUGACAAGAAGAAGAAAUAUGAGACCAAAGUCCAUCGGAAGACCCUGAACCCUGCCUUCAAUGAAACCUUCACCUUUAAGGUGCCAUACCAGGAGCUGGGGGGCAAAACUCUGGUGAUGGCCAUCUACGAUUUUGACCGCUUCUCCAAACAUGACAUUAUUGGAGAGGUAAAGGUGCCUAUGAACACUGUGGACCUUGGCCAGCCCAUUGAAGAGUGGAGAGACCUGCAAGGCGGGGAGAAGGAGGAGCCAGAGAAGCUCGGCGACAUCUGCACCUCCCUGCGCUACGUGCCCACGGCUGGGAAGCUCACUGUCUGUAUUUUGGAGGCCAAGAACCUAAAGAAGAUGGACGUGGGUGGCCUUUCAGACCCCUACGUGAAGAUCCACCUGAUGCAGAAUGGCAAGAGGCUCAAGAAGAAGAAAACGACAGUGAAGAAGAAGACCCUGAACCCAUACUUCAAUGAGUCCUUCAGCUUUGAGAUCCCCUUCGAGCAGAUUCAGAAAGUCCAGGUAGUGGUCACCGUGCUGGACUAUGACAAGCUGGGCAAGAACGAAGCCAUAGGCAAGAUCUUCGUGGGCAGCAACGCCACGGGCACAGAGCUGCGGCACUGGUCUGACAUGCUGGCUAAUCCCCGGAGGCCCAUCGCCCAGUGGCACUCGCUUAAGCCCGAGGAGGAGGUGGACGCACUUCUGGGCAAGAACAAGUAGGCAGCAGCGGCCAGGACCCGCGCCCUUCACGGACACUGACAAGAUCCAGAGCUAUCAAUACCUCAGUUAUGCGACCUUAGAGGUUUUUUUCAUUUGUUUGUGGUUGUGUCCUUGUUUCUCCUUCUUUUUCUCUUUUUAAAGACUAAUAUCCCUUUGAUGGCUAUGUGAGGAGAGUCCCCUAAGAGGUGAAAGAGGAGCCUGGCUCUCUUGGUGGUCCCAGGAGCUGCCCUUGCUGCAUGCCCUGUCCGGCGCCCCUUUAUUCUCUCUCGGCUUCACUUACGCGGCAUCCUGAGUGAGGACCUCUACUGGCGGAAAGUGGCAGCACCUCCUGUUUUUUAAGCAUCUGGACCAAUGAAAAGGCAGCAUGUCCCGUUUCCUGACAGGGAAGGAAACACAGUGGCGGAUGAUGUGUGUGUGUACGGAUGAUGUGUGUGUGUACGUGUCUGUGUCUGUGUCUGUGUCUAUGUCUAUGUCUAUGCGUGCGUG
Messenger RNA from Otolemur garnettii (small-eared galago), 1766 nucleotides. It is a transcript of the gene SYT2, whose product is annotated as synaptotagmin 2. Gene Ontology annotation, cellular component: axon; synaptic vesicle membrane; dense core granule. Gene Ontology annotation, molecular function: calcium ion binding; calcium-dependent phospholipid binding; phosphatidylserine binding. The transcript is spliced from 8 exons. Gene Ontology annotation, biological process: calcium ion-regulated exocytosis of neurotransmitter; synaptic vesicle endocytosis; cellular response to calcium ion. The record is from RefSeq and is a predicted model, not a curated record. The coding region runs from base 21 to 1280 and encodes 419 amino acids. Lineage: Eukaryota; Metazoa; Chordata; Mammalia; Primates; Galagidae.